AUCCGCUAAAUCUCAAGGCUUCGCGUAAUCUUCCGAAGCUUUUCCAAAAAUCUGCAAACAUGUUCUGUCUUAGCGAGAUGGAAGAUACAGUAAGAGUGCCUCCGGAUCUCCUUAACCUCCCACUCGAAGUUGCCAUUAAGAAAGUGCUUCAAAAGUUAUUAUUGAACAAGGUUUGCUCAUUGACCUUCUGUUUCCCUUAUACAUACACACUCUCUAAUCUUACCAAAAAGAGUUUUUUUUUUAAAAAUAAAAUACAAAAGGUUCUGUCAAUUGGCCUCUGCGUGUCUAUUUACGACAUAAAAUCAGCAGAAGGAGGUUUUGUCUUACCCGGUGAUGGUCCUGCCACCUACAAGGUACGUUUUAUAAUUGUAGUGUUUCGUCCAUUCGUUGGUGAGGUCAUUGCUGCAAGGUUCAAAGAAUCUGAUUCCAAUGGCUUGCGCUUGACUCUUGGAUUCUUUGAAGAUAUAUAUGUGCCUGCUCCACUUAUACCAAGACCUAACCGCUGUGAGCCUGACCCUUACAAUAGGAAUCAAAUGAGAUGGGUGUGGAUAUUUGAAGAACAAGAGUAUAUUAUCGACGAUUCAUGUCAGAUCAAUUUUAGAGUUGAGAACAUUAGCUAUCCACCUGUUCCAACUGAGCAAGCAGAGGACGCAAAGCCUUUUGCUCCUAUGGUGAUCACUGGGACUAUAGAUGAUGAUGGUUUGGGCCCUGUUUCUUGGUGGGAGGGUUGUAGUGAGAGGAAUAAUGAAGAUGAUGAUACAUGAACCAAACUUCUUCAAACUAGUAUGUUUUUCUUAACAUAAGAAGUUGAGAUUAGAUUCCUUGCCCAUUAUACUAGGAUUAGAUUCCUUAAUUUGAUUUUAUCAGUGUAUGAAGAGAAAAGACAAAAAAGUAUUGAAUAUGGUAAAAAUAUUUUUCUUAUC
Brassica rapa (field mustard) is the source of this 923-nucleotide messenger RNA. RefSeq names its product DNA-directed RNA polymerase III subunit RPC8. Lineage: Eukaryota; Viridiplantae; Streptophyta; Magnoliopsida; Brassicales; Brassicaceae. Gene Ontology annotation, cellular component: RNA polymerase III complex. The record is from RefSeq and is a predicted model, not a curated record. Gene Ontology annotation, biological process: DNA-templated transcription; transcription initiation at RNA polymerase III promoter.